UGCUGAAAGUCUGCAACAGCCUCAACAACCCAGUGUGUGUGUGUGCAGCCUGCAUAGCUUGCUGGCGGACUGUCACCUUCUUCUCCACUUGAUACUUCCACUACUUUGCAUGAGAUAAGCCUACUUACUAAUCGUUCUCCCGGCCGUGAACGCGCGUAAGUGUUUCGGUGUGGCCGUGUUACGUUUCUAGUACGUUUCUAGUGUGACUAGAGAAGUGAAGAAAUCUUCGGGAGUGGAUUGUAGAAAACUUUACUAUCACUAUGCGAGCGAUUAACCUCGAUACCUAUAGCCUGUCACUGCUCACGGCCAAAGAGGACAUUCUCAACCCCCGCUCAUCAACCAACUGGGCUCUAUUCACCUACGAUGGGGCCACCAACAACCUCAAACUGACUGACUCUGGAGCAGGUGGAGUGGUGGAGUUGUCAGGGAAGUUCCACAUAGCCAGGCCUCUGUAUGGGCUCUGCAGGGUGGGCUCAGCCGAGACAGGAAGCCCUCGGGUUGCCAUGAUCUGCUGGGUCGGGCCAAACGUGGAUGAGUACCGCAGGACGGAAUGUGCCAGUCAUGUGCCCGCUAUCAAGGCCUUCUUCAAGGAGGCUCAUGUGUUUAUCAGUGCUGAGAGUACUGAGGAUGUCACAGAGGAGAAGAUAGGCGCUGAGCUCAGUAAAGUCCACCCCCAGAGUGAACAAGUCAGAAGAAGCAGUCGGUACAAGGACAAGGAGGAGACAGUGGGCACUAACUACAGGAAGACUAAUGCUGCCAUGGAGAUGAGACGGGCCAACAGAGACUCCUUCUGGGCACGUGCAGAGCGUGAGGAGGAAGAGAGGAAGGAGGAAGAGAGGAAGAGAGCAGCAGAGGACAGACGGCGUUUGGAGAAAGAGAGAGUGCUGAAGGAACGGAAAGAGGCCGACGAGAGGGAGAGGAAAAUGAACGAGAAACUACAGAUGAUCGAAGAGCAGAGGAGAAUGCAGGCCCAGCUGGAGGCAGAAGUGAGGAAGCAGGAGAAAUCAAGAUGGGAGCUGCAGCAGAGAGAGCAUGAGGAGGACAUGAGAGCUCGCUUGAGACGCAGCGAGUCCAUCGAGAAAGCAGCAGAGGCAGCAGUGCUGGUGUCACAGCGCUCCAUGAACCCCAGAGAGUUCUUCAGACAGCUGUCGUCAUCAUCGUCCCAAAGCCCAUCCAGCCCCGGCUCCCCCCGUACAGGCAAACCUCCAUUAAGGCGGUACCAGCGCAGCCUGACCGACACAGCAUUCAUCUUUGGGAAAUGGGACGGUCCAACCCCGACCUCCCCCCGCAGUCCAACAUUGGUUUCACCCUUCUCCCGCGUCCCAUCCUCCCCCUUCCACCGCACCAUGUCUCCACCCAGCACCAGCUUCCGCCCAAUCACCUCUCCCCAGAGCCACCGCGCCCCCCUGGUGUCCCCUCCCACAUCGCCCCUCCACUCCGCCCAUGCUGUCUCAGCCCUGCCUACCCUCCCAUCAACCAGCCCCCAGUCUCAGCCCCCAACCCAGCCCUCUGCCCCCCCAGCCUCUCCAAGCCUCCUAGCCACCCUGUCCCUCACCUCCCCAGAGAACCAGCACCAGGCUCAGGUCCUGGCCCCAUCUCCCCCAGAUACCCCUCCCCUGUCCCAGCCUGAGUGCUCCCCCUCUCCACUAGUCUCCCUGGAGCCUACCCCAGCACCACAACCUCCCACUGUCCCCCUGCCAGAGAGUCCACUGCAGCCAACAGAGCAGUACACAGCCGUACAAGCCGUACUGGUGGAGGAAGAGGAAGAUGAGGAAGAACAGGCAGAGCCUGAGCCCAGUGUUGAGAAUACAGAGCCAAGCCUAAACAUGGAGGAGGGAGAGGAGGGCUCAGCACAGGAUUCAGACUCUUUAUCAGUGCAGGAGCCUGAGGCAGAGGAACAAGAGAAGGACCAAUCAGACUACAGCCAGGCCUCUGCUAAACCAGUUCUGGUUGCGCUUUCAGAAGAGGAGGAGGAGCCAGCUGUCACAGAUGCAGAGGUUAUUCUUCAGCCAAUCACACAAGAGGUUGUGGUCCCAUCCACCAAUGGGGUGAGAGACGAGGAGGAGUUGGUGGAACACAAUGGUACAGAACGAUCCAUGAGUCCACCUGAAAGGGACCAAGGUACUCCAGAGUUGGCUGUUUGUUUCGAUGAUGAAGUUGAGGAGGACUUUGUUGAAGAGAAUGAGGACCAGGAGAUUUCAGAGAAUGGAAAAGAGAUUUCACCAGACAGACAGAUGUGUGUUCGAGCUCUCUAUGACUACCAAGCAGAGGACGAAUCAGAGAUCUCCUUUGAGCCAGGUGACAUCAUAAGUGCUGUGGAAACGGUGGACAAGGCCUGGUGGCGGGGCUUCAGUAAAGAUGGACGCCUGGGACUCUUCCCAGCCAAUUACGUGGAGACCAUCUAGACACACACACACCACACAGACACACACACACUCAGGGACUGAACACUCAUUCCCCUACAGUGAAACCACCAUAGGCUACAUACAUACAGUAGACCCCUUAACUUCAAUAGACACAUUGGACAACUUCCAUUGGAUUCCAUGCGAUAAUUUGAUCCCCUUCCAACUUGGCUAUGUUGUUGGGGAAGCCAGUGUCUCCUGUUCUAACCACUUGCAGACUCCUAGCUGGCAGAAACACACAGUUGUGAACUACCAAGAUCCCCCCUUCCUUCACUCCACCUGAAGGAGGACUGGGAAAGAGAGGGACCUCCAGAUGGGAUGUCUGCAGGCUCAAUGACUCCCUCUUAUUAAAACCUACUAUUUUUAUGAUUGUUGUUACUAUUAGCAUACUGUCUGUGUGGAUGUGUUAUUUCCUUGGUACAUUUAACAGUGUUUUCCAUGUUACUGAACUGAAAAGUAAGGGACCGUUUUUCUUGUUUCUGUAUUGGUGUUAUUUUAUGUGUGCAUAAUCUGUGUUUUAUCUACACCUUUUUUAAAUCCAAGCAGCAUGGUAUUCCUACAUCUGAUACUAAUUGAUAGCAUUGUGCUAAUUUCACCGUAAAUGACAAAUGCUACUUGUAAAUCAAACAGUCUCUUUGAAGUGAGAGCUUUUUAAAGUCAUUAAGUCUUAAUACACUUCUCUUGUAUAUAAGAAUGUAUAGUGACAUGCAUUUGGUUUCUUUUGCUUUGUCAUUCUACAAGUGUGUAUGCUUUGUAUUCCCUGCAUUUACUCCACAUUUACAAAUAGUAGCCUAUACCAUUUACAUACUCAUAAUACUCUUAAACUCCAUCUUAUAUAUAUAUUACAGGUCUCAUUUGUUUUUGUUCCUAUAUUAAAAGACAAAUACUA
Coregonus clupeaformis (lake whitefish) is the source of this 3291-nucleotide messenger RNA. RefSeq names its product drebrin-like protein B. Gene Ontology annotation, biological process: positive regulation of axon extension; postsynaptic actin cytoskeleton organization; regulation of actin filament polymerization. The coding region runs from base 261 to 2405 and encodes 714 amino acids. Gene Ontology annotation, molecular function: actin filament binding. Gene Ontology annotation, cellular component: postsynaptic density; site of polarized growth; actin filament. The record is from RefSeq and is a predicted model, not a curated record. The transcript has 16 exons. NCBI's taxonomy places the organism in Eukaryota, Metazoa, Chordata, Actinopteri, Salmoniformes, Salmonidae.